Messenger RNA from Anopheles moucheti, 1628 nucleotides. RefSeq names its product E3 ubiquitin-protein ligase Hakai (gene Hakai). Gene Ontology annotation, molecular function: ubiquitin protein ligase activity. Gene Ontology annotation, biological process: regulation of cell adhesion; protein ubiquitination. Bases 82 to 1203 code for a protein of 373 amino acids. The transcript is spliced from 3 exons. The record is from RefSeq and is a predicted model, not a curated record. NCBI's taxonomy places the organism in Eukaryota, Metazoa, Arthropoda, Insecta, Diptera, Culicidae.
GAAAGAGUGAAUUUAAGGAGAAAAACGAUUAAUUCCAUCAACGAAGAAAUAAUAUAGCCGAAUUAUAUCUUGGUUUUCACCAUGGACUCAGACGACUGUAGUACGAAAAAGUCGGGCCGAGGGCGUGGAAAGACCAGAGGCACUAGAGGGCGCGGUCGCGGUCGUGGCCGUGGACGUGGAAAGAAAGCAACACGAGUAAUCUCUUCCGACGAAGAAGAAGAAGUCGCAUCACCCGAACCGGAAAAGGAAGUCGUAUUACCAGAAAAGCAGCAAUCAGUCGCUAUCAAAGAACCAGCGGCGAUUGUGCCGAUUGCACAAGACCCGCCUGCCGAGCCGAACCCGGAACCAUUGACGAGCAUUCUACCGGCGCCCGGUAGUGCUCCGCUUAUUAUCGACAUGGAAGCAGACAUUUCCCAGCUGGAAGCACCCACCUUUACGACAAUAAGCCGUGGUCCACCGGAACCGAUGUUACGUCUGAGCUGGAACCACAAGGUGAAUCUUAUCGGGGAGAAGGUGCUAAACCCAAUGAUCUACUGCUGCGAUCAGUGCGACAAUCCAAUACUUAUCUACGGUCGAAUGAUACCGUGCAAGCAUGUAUUUUGUCUUCGGUGUGCACGCUCCGACACAUUCAAGGUGUGUCCACGCUGCAACGAGAAGGUUGUACGGGUGGAACAAACGCGCCUCGGUACGGUAUUUAUGUGUACACAUGGUGGGACACGGUAUGGGAAUACUGGCUGUCGGCGGACGUACCUUUCCCAACGAGAUCUACAGGCACACAUUAAUCACCGACACGUGACAAAUCCGGCCCCACCGGCACAGUCAACGAUACAACCGCUGGUUAUUCCGUCCCCACAACAAACCGUCCCGAUUCAGCCGAUGGCACUCUCGCCGAUGAGUAAGCUAGUGUCUGAAAAGGUAAACGCCGGUGGGGUUGCAUUGCGUAAGAACUCCAGUGAACAGCACAGUUCUCCACGGUCAGGAAUGAUGCGCCAGUCCGAGAUGGGCGAUAGUUACUAUAAUUACGGUAGCUCUAGCUCGUACAAUACAAACCAUCCUGCUCCGAAUCAGCAUUUGUCGCGCGCCAGCUACUCACCUUACGCACAUCAGACAUCAUCUCCGCAGCAGCAACAAGUGCAGCCGUCUACAUCAUCCUCAAUAUCGUCGAACCACUGGAGCCAAUCCACCAGUCAGUACUAUCGUUAAAAUUGAACUGAUGUACGUUUUUGAGAUGUUCCGGUUAAGGAUGCAAAUUAAGUAAGAUAAAUCAUCGAUUCGAACCGUACACUUGUUUAUAAAUCAACAUGCCAAGUGCAAACAUCGUAGACGAUCGAAUCGAUAUGGUUAGCGAUUAAAAUCUCGCUUCAAGUUUUGGAAUGAGGUUAUAAAUAUUAUUUAGAUACACAAAAAGCGUUAUAAUUAUGUACGCUUGAACUAAUUGGAAAUUAUAAAGAUAGUUAAGUUUUAGUUGGAAGAUUCAUUUUUUCUCAAAUUAAUAGAACUCAUUAAACUAUUUUUUUCACUGUAACUAGCUUGUUCUUAUUGUUUUCGUAUUUUAAAAGCAUUUGAGGUGCAUUUAAUGUGAUGUAUUUCUCUCUUAUGCAAAAGAAAUAUUGAAUAUCCCAGGGCUA